AUGAAGUGGACUCAACUUCUUCUCUGUAUUUUCCUCUUCCAAAUCCAGCAUUUGGGAUUAGCUGAGGAAGAGCGGCACUUGACCACAGAUGACGAAGGCUACGUAACUGUUAUUCAAGGAUUUGCUACACAACUGCAAUGCAUUCUCAAUACAUGUUCACCAAACGUUGUUUGGUAUAAAGAUGAUACUCUCAUAUUUAAUGGAACUCAACUUGUUGAUUCUGAAACAACGCGUGAAGGAUCCUUCAAGUUACAGCAUUGGAUUGACGUUGAUUAUGAAAAAACCUGCACGGGCACCUGUAAUGAUAACACACCUUGUGCCGAUGGAUCUGCUUGUGUUGAUAACCAGUGUUGUGCUUGCGCUAAAGAAGAGUUUACUCUGGUACUAAAGAACCUUACUUUCGAAGACGCUGGACGUUAUCGCUGCCAAAUUGCUAACGAAUCGGAAUUGCUUGAAUUCCAAGUUGAAAUUAUAGAAUCUGGUCUGCGUGGCGGGUUCCAUGAAAACAUCAGUUAUGACCAUUCCCAAUGUUGCCAGGAGCGAGGAAUUUCUCCUCUUUGCCGAGCUAUGUGCAAGCCAUCUGAAAUGAACGAGCAUUCUUUCGAUCCCACCAGUUGUAAAACUGAUGAUUAUAAGAAUUUCCUGUAUUGCGCUACAGAGAAUGGUACAAGAACUCAUUUACACUGUUGCAAAACUCAGUUGGUCCCAUCGUUUUGUUAUGAUUUCUGCUCAGGGGAUUUCAAGAUGCUUCGACGUUCACAUAGACUAUGUCUCUACUAUCUCCCAGAAAUUUUCGAGUGCUACAAUCGUGCUUAUCUUCCUUUCCCUGAGGCACCGGAAAGCAUUCAGGUGAAUGCUGUCGAACAUGACAAACUUCAAGUUUGCUGGAAGAAACCACCUGUUUUUGAUUCAAAUAAAAACUUCCCCGUCAUAGGCUACACAGUGUCUUUUAAGGAAGUUCCUAACUUUAAUUUUCUCACGGGUGCUCUAGGGAUUCCUCUAUUGGGUAGCGACUACAUUGAUAUUGGAGAUGCUGGCGACGAAGGUGAUUAUGAGGAAUCAUCGGAAUCUCCUCUAACGAGGGUUAAAAGAGGAACUCAUGAAUUCUCCAUUCGAAAAGAGAGAUCAACGAUCGUUCUGAUGACUAAUGAUUCUGAAACGCAUACAAGCGCAGUGCGUGAAUUCAAUUUCCAACACGUCAAUACCUCUGACACAUGUUUGACUUUGACAAAUCUCCGUUCUGCCACUCGAUACGUGAUUCUUGUUACUGCUCGUAAUGAUUAUGGAAACAGUGUUCCCAGUGCAAGAGCGAUAGCAUCUACUAAUGUUUUUGUUUUGAAAAAUAACGGAACAGCGCCGGACGCGAUGGCUUGUUGUAAACAAAACGGAGUUACUAAAACAUGUGCCGACAAAAUGUGUGUUGUCGAUUCCAGCCUGACAUCUUCAGAUGCUUUCACGUUGGCAACAAGUUGUCGAACAGAAUGGCCGAAGGUAUCUCCAUGUAUUGCUGAUCAACGUAAUCACACAGAAUGCUGUGUACGUAAAAAAGUUUCCGCCGAAUGUUUACCUAUUUGUGCGGGGUCUACUGAUGAGUUAUCACCUAAAGCUGUUCUUUGUUUGACCAUUGAUAUGCAAACAGUUUAUACUUGUAUGAGGGAAGGAUAUGAAACUCAUCCAUCUGCGCCAGUUAAUGUGUCUGUAGCUGAGAUCACUGAAUCUAGUGUGGUUGUUAAUUGGGAAGAACCAGAGGCGAACUCCCACCUCGUGGAGACCUUCACUCUGUUUAUCAGAAAGAACGAGCAUGGAGCUCCUGUCCGGCAAGUUUUCAAUGCUGUUUCUCCUCAUACAGAGCUGGGAUUGGACGCCGACAGUGAGUAUACUGUCAGUGUUCAGGCGAACUCUAUGAAUGGGGAAUCUUUGCCAUCCACAGCGAUUGUGUUUAUCACUAAGCCUGUAGUUCUUUAUUUAUGUCCAGUGGGUGAACCUUUACUAUUGUCUGAAGGUAGACAUUUCAUCUGUAGCGAUGAAAGACCGUGUCCGUUUGGUUAUUCUUGCUCCGAAGGUGGAGAUGGAGGAAUGUAUUGCUGUCAAUCUAAUCAUGAUCAUUCUGAUGUGGAUUUCCAAGAAUGUUGUCAACAACAAAGAGUUUCAGAGUCAUGCUUGUCUUCUUGUCAUUUUAAUGCAACUCUGCCUGAAUCCUGCAAAGGUGAUCUCAACAAAUGGGUUCAAUGUGCUUCUGAGGGUGUUGAUCAUUCUCGUUGUUGUGAACAGCGUUCAAUCCCAAAAGAAUGUUUGACCGGGUGUCGUCAUCCAUUCCAGGUUCCUGAUGCGUGCUUCAACGCGGUACCUCAAUUAUCUGCCUGUUUUGCUGGUAAACAUUCAGGAUCUCCUUCUGCCGUUAACAACCUAGAAAUAACUCUGAUCCACCACGAUUCAGCAACACUAUCCUAUGAGUAUUUUGAUGAUGAUGUCCGGUUCUUUUCUAUCGAGAUCUAUCAUAAUAAUACCCUUACAAACUCUACCAAUACGACACAAGAUGUGAUCCGUUUGGAGAAUCUUCAACAAAAAACAGAAUACAGUGUUCGUGUUAUUGCGCAUAAUGAGGUCGGAUCAUCACCUCCGUCGUGGAACGUUACUUUCACAACAUUACCUAUUCAGGGUACUGAUGCAGAUAGACCUAAACAACCUGAUGGCCUUCACAUUGUUUGGAACCAGGGCACUCGCGUUAACAUUUCUUGGAACCCAGUAACAAAAAGGCGUAAUGACGAGAAUGUGAUUGGGCCCAUUGAUUAUCUGCUGUAUUAUGUGGAUUCCGAGAACAGCGCGAAGUGGACAACGAUAAGAUUGAAUAACUCAUGGGGCGUUAUUUCUGAUCUCAAAAAGGACUCUCUUUAUUCCGUUUAUGUCACUGCUCAAGAAAACGAGAAGAGUAGCAGAAGCAGUUCCGUUAUAACUCUUUUGGCUCAACACAAUUCUCUUGGACUGCCUGAGCCCAAUUUAACAUUUGAUCCUGAUCACGCUGACAGCUUUUAUAUUGCCGGAGAUAGGAUUAACAUCAACUGCUCUGUUAACAUCGGUGUUCACAAGAAUGCCAGUUAUCAUAUCGAUUUGACAGCAGGAAACUAUACUGGAUUAAAUGAGCCUGGAGCUCUAUGGGUUUCUCUUAAUGUCACAGCCGAUUCGACUCUCGAUACAGCUGCCUGUGCCGUAACCGAUGUGGAUGGACGUCAAAAUGUGAACAUGAAACAUAUUCUUGUUAAAUUUGGCCCAGUGGCUUUCAUGGAUAAGGAAAAAAUAAGAGCCUUUGAUGACCAAUCUGCCAUCAUAUCUUGCACCGUGAAAGGAUUUCCAACUCCUAGCAUAUAUUUCCUGAAGGAUGGUAAACAAGUACAUAAGUUCUCUACUAGAGUGAAGUUGGUUAAAAUGAACACCUAUAAAGCAACUUUACAUAUCCCGAAUGCAAAGGGCAAUGAAGGUGUUUACCAUUGCGUUGCUUCUAGAAAUGGAACUACCUCCAAAUCGGAUAAAGCAGAGCUCAUCAUUUCGAAAGAUACACUACCAGUGGACCCGAAGUUCAUUCUCAAUUGUUGCGAAGAAGAACAGAUCCAAGGAGACUGUUUGAAAGCAUGUGGAUUAGGAUCGAUUCCUCAGAACGUUGGAAAUUGCACCAAGUAUGCUAAGUCUUUGCUGAAAUGUGCUUCAGACAUACGAGAUCAUUCGGAUUGCUGUAUUGGCAAAAAAGUUCCGAGUCAGUGCUUACCUCUAUGCUCAGGCGAUUCUUCAAUAUCUAACUUCGACUGCUCCAACUACGCUGUCGAUAUAAUGGCAUGCUUUGUGCGAGGUCAUGAGAGUAGUCCUGAGCCUGUUACUUCAUUAGCAUAUGAAGUAGUUUCGGCCAAAAAAAUCAAGGUUUCAUGGGAAUCAUCACCUCCAAAUAACGACUUCCAGUACUACGCUGUCUAUACUAGAAGAGCCGAGGACGAAAAUCAAGACUAUCAGAUUUUCAAAACUUUGAACAAAAAUGUUGUUUUGGAUGUUGAAGAAGAAGUUACUUACGAUAUUGGAGUAAUAGCGGCCAAUGCUUUCGGGCACAGUCCUUUAGUAUUCAUGGAUGUUAUUGCAACUCAGCCAGAAGCGAAGAAGUCUGACUCAAAUUCUUCAUUCAACUUCAUAGUGAUCCUUCUUCUAAUUUGUACUUUUGCUGUGAUUGCUAUCAUAAUUCUUGGGAGACGACGUGAACUUCCAGCACCAAUCGGUAAACUGAUUGGUAGACCUGCUGUCCCUCACGAGCACCCAACGGUUGCAUUUGAAAAUCCUGCUUAUGUGUCAGGUAAUGAAGUUGAAAUCCGAGGGCUUGGUAGACCGGAAUGGCAAAAUCAAGAUUUACAAGCUUCACCUUCUGAUAAUUCUGGUGCUACUAAUGAUUAUCGUAACGGGAUGCGUUACUCCAAAUUGGAGUCAACAUAA
Messenger RNA from Auanema sp. JU1783, 4467 nucleotides. The record is from the annotation of a GenBank genome assembly. NCBI's taxonomy places the organism in Eukaryota, Metazoa, Nematoda, Chromadorea, Rhabditida, Rhabditidae.